This is a messenger RNA of Marmota flaviventris (yellow-bellied marmot), 2365 nucleotides long. It is a transcript of the gene Znf333, whose product is annotated as zinc finger protein 333. Gene Ontology annotation, cellular component: nucleus. Gene Ontology annotation, molecular function: DNA-binding transcription factor activity, RNA polymerase II-specific; RNA polymerase II transcription regulatory region sequence-specific DNA binding. NCBI's taxonomy places the organism in Eukaryota, Metazoa, Chordata, Mammalia, Rodentia, Sciuridae. The record is from RefSeq and is a predicted model, not a curated record. Gene Ontology annotation, biological process: regulation of transcription by RNA polymerase II; embryo development.
GCGGCUGCGGCCGUGCGGGACUGCGCGGCGCGCGGCGGUGGGAGUGUCUCCGGCCGGUCUGCAGGGAGGACGUCUACUGAGAUUUUGAACCUCGCUGCUGAUGUCAUGGAGUCUGUCACCUUUGAGGAUGUGGCCGUGGGGCUCUCCCAGGAGUGGGCAUUGCUGGACGACGUGCGGAGGGACCUGUGCAGAUAUGUGUUACUGGACAACUACCAGACCCUGGCCUGCAGAGACUGGGGGUCUCAAUGCAAAUCUAAAGAGUCAGCGUCUCUGCAGGGUAUUUUGGAAGACAUAUCACCCAGUGACACACAGAUGGGACUGCAGGUGGCCUUGCAGAUUCAGAGGGUGGUGACGCCGGUGCCCACGCUGGGUCUCCCCAACCCAUGGGUGGCCAGGGCUUCUGCUCUGCCUGCUCAGGAUCCUGCCUGGCUCCAGGAAGAGGAAGAUGCUAUGGCUCCUGAGUGGCUGACCACCUGUUCCCAGGAACCAGUGACUUUUGCGGAUGUGGCGGUCGUGUUCACAGCAGAAGAGUGGGUUUUCCUGGACUCUUCUCAGAGAAGCUUGUACAGAGAUGUGAUGCUGGAAAACUAUAGGAACCUGGCCUUCUUGGCAGGAGAUGAACUAGGCAAACCCAGUAUGUUGUCCCCCUGGGAGCAAAGAGAGGAGCUGUGGAGCCCUGAGAGAGGAGUCUUCCCAGAGACCUGUUUAGAACCUCAACUUCAACCCCAAGAAUCAAUUCCUAGCCAAGAUAUUUUUGUGGGGAUUCCAUCCGUUGGCACAAAACAGGAGCAACCACAGCCUGGAGAAGAUCUCUAUGAAUAUAAUGAGCCAGGGAAACCCUUUAAUACUAUUGAACCAAUAUUUCAGACAAUUUCUGCUGGAGAGGCCCCCCAUGAAUGUCUAGAGAGCAGGAAGUCCUUCUUCCAGAACACUCACCUAAUCACACCUGAAAAAAUCCACAGCAUGGAUAAGACUUAUGCAUGUGACCAGUGUGAAAAGUCCUUCCGCUACAGCUCUGACCUUCUCAGGCAUGAGAAGACUCAUACUGCAGAGAAAUUCUUCCAGUGCCAAGAAUGUGGACAGGCCUUCAAGUAUUCCUCGAAUCUGCGGAGACACCUGAGAACUCACACUGGAGAGAAGCCCUUUGAAUGCAGUCAGUGUGGGAAAACCUUCACCAGGAACUUCAACCUGAUUCUGCACCAGAGAAACCACACAGGAGAGAAGCCCUAUGCAUGCAAGGACUGUGGGAAAGCCUUCAACCAGCCCUCAUCUCUCCGGAGCCACGUGAGAACUCACACUGGAGAGAAGCCCUUCGCGUGCAGCCAGUGUGGGAAAGCCUUCAGGGAACAUUCGUCAUUGAAGACGCACCUGCGGACCCACACCAGAGAAAAACCCUAUGAGUGCACUCAGUGUGGGAAGCCCUUCAGGACCAGCACACACCUGAACGUGCACAAGAGAAUCCACACGGGGGAAAAGCUGUAUGAGUGUGCAACCUGUGGUCAGGUCUUGAGUCGUCUGUCCACCCUUAAGAGUCACAUGCGGACUCACACCGGAGAGAAGCCCUACCAGUGCCAGGAGUGUGGACGAGCCUUUAGUGAGCCCUCGUCCCUCAGGAAACAUGCAAGGACUCAUAGCGGCAAGAAGCCCUAUGCGUGCCAGGAGUGUGGGCGAGCCUUCGGCCAGUCUUCACACCUCAUUGUGCAUGUGAGAACCCACACCUCGGGGAGACCCUACCAAUGCAAUCAGUGUGAGAAAUCCUUCAGGCACAGCUCCUCACUUGCUGUACACAAAAGGACCCACAGUGGCAGAGAGAACAUCAGGAAAGGUGGCUUGCCUUUGUCAGCAUCUCACUCCUAUAGUGGCCCCUCGUCAGUUAGCUGUGGGUUUGUAGAAGUGUAAACAUUUGGGCUGCCAUUGUUCUUAGAAUACUUGUUAGCAUGUAUCUCAUGUUUUCACGUCCAGCAGCUGAAACCAGCCCUGGCCUGUUUAUUUCUUCUUACAUGAAAAGAAUGCUUUCUUACUAACACAAGAAAUUGUUUUUGAGGAAAGAAUAGGAGUGAAUGGGGGUGUGUAUGUUUAUUUCACCACAAAUCCCUAACUGACGCAUUUAGCAUGUCCGUUUAUAUAAACACUUCAUGGGUGGUUGAAAUUAAUGUAUUAAGUUCUACAUUAGCCCACUGGAUCAAGCAUAUUAUUUGUGUAAACACACACUUAUAAAUAUUGAUUUCUGAUUGGUCAUUUACUGAGAGAGGUAUGUUAUACUCCCCACCAUGGUGAUGGAGAACUGAAUAAUUCCAUCAGUUUUUAAGUGUAUGUGUAUAUUUUGAAGCAAUGGAAUUAAAGAAAUCUUUUCACAUUUUGUGCA